Messenger RNA from Sphaeramia orbicularis (orbiculate cardinalfish), 936 nucleotides. RefSeq names its product olfactory receptor class A related 6 (gene ora6). The transcript has a single exon. Gene Ontology annotation, molecular function: neuropeptide binding; somatostatin receptor activity. Gene Ontology annotation, biological process: cellular response to estradiol stimulus; neuropeptide signaling pathway; cellular response to glucocorticoid stimulus. The record is from RefSeq and is a predicted model, not a curated record. The coding region runs from base 1 to 936 and encodes 311 amino acids. Lineage: Eukaryota; Metazoa; Chordata; Actinopteri; Kurtiformes; Apogonidae. Gene Ontology annotation, cellular component: neuron projection; plasma membrane.
AUGAUGGGCCUUGUACCUGAUGACCUCUUGGCUGUAAGAAUCUUCAUUUCUUGUUUUGGAGUUAUUGGUAAUCUCACUCUCAUCAUCUCCAUCAGUCAAAACAAGCUGUCCCGAGUUAAGACAUUUGAGUUUUUUCUUCUGGGACUGGCUGCAUCCAAUUUGGAGGAAAUUAUUGUUGUGAACAUAUUUGAUGUUAGCAUUCUCAAAAAUUCUUCCGCUAUGUUUGGCACUUGGUCGUGUCGCUCACUGAAGUUUCUGACAGUAUUUGGGGAAAUUAACAGCAUCCUAUUUACUGUUCUCAUCAGCAUCUUCCGCUACCAGAAGGUAAGAGACGCCACAAAGAGGGUCAACCUCCCCAUCUACCUGGACAACAUCAGGUCAGCCUGGUUAGUGAGUGGGGUUUGCUUGAUGAUCUCCUCGCUCUUGAGUAUCCCGAUUUUGGUAAUAAAUGUACAAGGCCCUGCAACAAACUUCACAACAAACAAAACCAGCUGCCCCCCAGACUUCUUUCUGUGCAGUAAAGCCUAUUGUCCCAUUCAGAACCGCGUUUACAAGUACAUGUUCAUCGCGUUCUGCAACCUGCUGCCUAUGAUCAUCGUCACAAUCACCGGCUGCCUCAUCAUCACGGUGCUGCUGAGCCAGAAGAAGAUGGUGUCACCGGUGGUGAGCGUGAGUGGUUCAAGGAGCUUUUUUCAGAAGACCAAGGGUCCGAAGCUUAACAGAAGUACGACAGCUGUACUGGCAGCCAUGGGGUUGUUUCAAGUAGACUGGACUCUGUACCUGAUCUUCCAAAUGGUCACCACCAACAGCUCCACCGAGUCAUCUGUUUGGGAUGAAGUCAAGUUCUUUAUCGCGACGUCCUACACAUCCAUCAGUCCAUAUGUGUAUGGAAUAGGAAAUAACCUGUUUUCUCCUAGGACCUGUAUUAAGAGGUAA